AUGCAUCUAAGGUGGCUAAUAUUUUAUCUUGCCUCAGUCGGGUCGGCGUCUGCUGCUGGAAACUGCAGCUACAAGGCGCUUAUCGAACAUCUCGGCUUGGGCAAUAAUGAUGACAUUCAGAUGACGUCCCUGCGGCCCGUGUUUAAGUGGAAAACCCCUACCUUUGUUUAUACAGACCUGUUUGUGACCUCCAUCACAGAAGUGGAUGAAAAAGCCCAGAUCCUCUCAACACAAGUCACAAUUGUGCAUGGUUGGUUCAGUGAGUUCACAAAAUGGGACCCAGAUGACUUCUGUGGAAUCAAAUUUUGUCCAAUUAAAAAGGACAUGGUUUGGACUCGAAAAGUGGCGGAAACGGGCUUCCAUAUAGAAGUGUUUAAAGCAAUUGUUCAUCCAAAAAUGAAGCAUGGCGUUAGUUCAGGCAGGCCACGUCGGUCAAGCUCUCAUCCGCUGAAUGCACCAAUCCACAUCAAGACUGAGUUUGCAACAAAGGAAAAUCAGUAUGUCCAGUUGCUGAAUCAAGGCGCUAUUGUGACGUCUAACACUUUUGCUGUGACCACGGCCUGCAAGAUGAACCUGCACCAGUUUCCCUUCGACGUCCAAAGCUGCACUUUUAGCUUUCAGUCUCCAAUCCAUUCAAUCGAGGAGCUCAUAAUCAGCCCGUUCUCUGGCGCAUCAUUCCUGACCCUCAGCUCCAAGCAGGCCUUUCAGACUCAGGGAGAGUGGGAAUUCCUCAGUAUAAAUAUGUCUAAAGCCAAUGCCUCUACUCUAGGAGUACUACAGGAUCAGCUGAUAUAUAAGAUCACCAUGAAGAGGAGACCUUUACUGUAUGUCAUUAACUUUCUAAUGCCAGUAUUUUACUUCCUUAUUCUGGAUUUGGCCUCCUUCUUCAUCGAUUCAAGUGGAGGAGAGAAGUUGGGUUUUAAAAUAACUCUGCUUCUGGCUAUUUCUGUGUUACUGCUGCUUCUCCAAGACAUGCUGCCCUCUACUUCCAGUGAUAUUCCACUGAUUGGGGUUUAUUGUGUUGUCAUUUUCACUCUCAUUGGCAUCAGCGUUCUGGAGACCAUUCUUGUGAAUUUUCUGAUGGCUAAAGGAAAUCAGACAGCUGCAGUAAGACCAACGGAAAGCUCAUCUGCUCUUUCUGAUGCUGUGAAGGACACUAAGGGCCCUCCGGACUCAGUUACAGACAGGCAUGAAGAGCAGCUGUAUGUGCUUGACGUUCUGAAGCAGAUCCUCGUGGAGUUUCAGGCUGCUGCUACUCAUCAGAACCAACAAGAGAGGAAAUCCCUGAGCUGGACCAGAGUGGCCACAAUAAUAGAUGUGAUCUUCUACUUUCUGUAUGUAACCACAGUUAUUGUGUUUCUGAUAACACUGUUCAAGGCUUGGUUCCUGAGAGUUCCAGGGUCCCAAUCUGGAGCUGUGUCUCCAGCUCCUCCAGAACACUUCCCUGGUUCCCUAAAGUCCAGAUCAGGAUACAGCAUCCCUGUUUGA
Sinocyclocheilus rhinocerous is the source of this 1488-nucleotide messenger RNA. Its product is annotated as 5-hydroxytryptamine receptor 3A-like. Lineage: Eukaryota; Metazoa; Chordata; Actinopteri; Cypriniformes; Cyprinidae. The coding region runs from base 1 to 1488 and encodes 495 amino acids. Gene Ontology annotation, molecular function: transmembrane signaling receptor activity; extracellular ligand-gated monoatomic ion channel activity. The record is from RefSeq and is a predicted model, not a curated record. The transcript has 11 exons. Gene Ontology annotation, biological process: monoatomic ion transmembrane transport. Gene Ontology annotation, cellular component: membrane.